Molecule: messenger RNA, 3252 nt
Organism: Triticum turgidum subsp. durum (durum wheat)
Lineage: Eukaryota; Viridiplantae; Streptophyta; Magnoliopsida; Poales; Poaceae
Source: the annotation of a GenBank genome assembly
AUGAUCACUUGCCAGAAGCAGCCGCUCGUCAUUUCGGCGGGAUCCCUGGCGGUGGUCGUCGUGUCGUUGACGCUGCUGCUGCUGGCCGGCCCGGUCGCCGGCGCGUGCGGCGACGGGGAGAGGGACGCGCUGCUGACCUUCCUCGACGCGCUCUCGCCGCGGGCGGGCGAUAACAUCGCCGCCUCGUGGCGGGGCUCGUCGGACUGCUGCGCGUGGGAGGGCGUGGGCUGCGACGACGCGGGGGGUGGUGGCGCGGUCACCAGCGUGUCCCUCCCCGGCCGCGGCCUCGGCGGGACGAUCUCGCCGGCAGUGGCCAGGCUCGCCGCGCUCACGCACCUCAACCUCUCCGGCAACGGCCUCGCCGGGCCCUUCCCCGCGGAGCUGCUCGCCCUGCCCAACGCCUCCGUCGUCGACGUCAGCUACAACCGCCUCUCCGGCGCGCUCCCGGACGUGCCGGCCGCCGUCGGACGCGCUCGCCUACCGCUGCGGGUGCUGGACGUGUCGAGCAACCAUUUGUCCGGGCGGUUCCCGUCCGUGCUCUGGCAGUUUACCCCGAGCCUCGUGUCGCUCAAUGCCAGCAACAACAGCUUCGCCGGCGCGAUCCCGUCGCUCUGCGCCAUCUGCCCUGCGCUCGCCGUCCUCGACGUCUCCCUCAACGCGUUCGGAGGGCCCGUCCCGCCCGGGUUCGGGAACUGCUCGCGGCUGCGGGUCCUCAGCGCCGGCCGCAACAACCUCACCGGCGAGCUCCCCGACGACCUCUUCGACGUGACGUCGCUGGAGCAGCUGGCGUUCCCGUCCAACAGGAUACAGGGGAGGCUCGAUCGCCUGCGGAUCGCCAGGCUGAUCAAUCUCGUCAAGCUCGACCUCACCUACAAUACGCUCACCGGCGGCCUGCCGGAGUCCAUCGGCGAGCUGACGAUGCUGGAGGAGCUCCGGCUCGGGAAGAACAACCUCACCGGCACCAUCCCGCCGGUGAUCGGCAACUGGACCAGCCUCCGGUACCUGGACCUUCGGUCGAACAACUUCGUCGGGGACCUCGGGGCCGUUGACUUCUCCCGCCUCACCAAUCUCACCGUCUUGGACCUGGCCUCCAACAACCUCACCGGCACCAUGCCGCCCAGCAUCUACUCCUGCACGUCGAUGACGGCCCUGCGCGUGGCCAACAACGAGAUCACCGGGCAGGCGGCGCCGGAGAUCGGCAACAUGCGAGAGCUGCAGUUCCUCUCGUUGACCGUGAACAAUUUUACUAACAUCAGCGGCAUGUUCUGGAACCUCCAGGGAUGCAAGGACCUCGCGGCGCUGCUCGUCUCGUACAACUUCUACGGCGAGGCCCUGCCGGACGCCGGCUGGGUCGGCGACCACGUCAGCAGCGUCCGGCUGAUCGUCAUGGAGGAGUGCGGUCUGACGGGCCAGAUACCGUCGUGGCUGUCCAAGCUGCAGGGCCUCAACGUCCUGAACCUCGCCGGGAACCGCCUGACCGGUCCGAUCCCGAGCUGGCUCGGCGCCAUGAAGAGGCUCUACUACGUGGACCUGUCGGGCAACCACUUCGCCGGGGAGAUACCGCCGUCGCUGAUGGAGCUGCCGCUGCUGGCGUCGGAGAAGGCCAUGGCGGAGUUCAAUCCGGGCCCUCUGCCGCUGGUGUUCACCCUGACGCCCAACAACGGGGCGGCGGUCAGGACGGGCCGCGCGUACUACCAGAUGUCCGGCGUUUCCGCCACGCUCAACCUCAGCGAUAACAACUUCUCCGGCGCGAUCCCGCGAGAGGUCGGUCAGAUGAAGACGCUGCAGGUGCUCGACCUCAGCUACAAUAACCUCUCCGGCGGCAUCCCGCCGGAGCUCAGCGGCGUCACACAGAUUGAGAUUCUUGACCUCCGCCAGAACCGUCUGACGGGCUCGAUCCCGCCGGCGCUCACCAAGCUCCACUUCCUCUCCGACUUCAACGUCGAACACAACGAUCUCGAGGGCCCGAUCCCGACGGGCGGGCAGUUCAAUGCUUUCCCGGCGGCGAACUUCGCGGGGAACCCGAAGCUUUGCGGCCAGGCGAUCUCGGUACGCUGCGGCAAGAAAAGCGGAACGGCGACGGGCAAGUCUUCGCCGUCCAAGACCAUGGGCAAGAGUGUGCUCGUGGCCAUCGUUCUUGGAGUCUGCUUCGGUGUGGUUGCCGUCGUCGUCUUGGUCGGACUCGCCGUGAUCGCCAUCAGAAGGUUCAUAACGAACGGAUCCGUCAGCGACGGCGGGAAGUGCGCGGAGUCGGCCCUGUUCGACUACUCCAUGUCGGAUCUGCACGGCGACGAGUCCAAGGACACGAUCUUGUUCAUGUCCGAGGAGCUCGGCGGCGGCGACCCAGCGAGGAAGAGCGUCACGUUCGUGGACAUCCUGAAGGCGACCAACAACUUCAGCCCGGCUCAGAUCAUCGGAACGGGGGGCUACGGCCUGGUUUUCCUGGCGGAGCUGGAGGGCGGCGUGAGGCUGGCCGUGAAGAAGCUCAACGGCGACAUGUGCCUGGUGGAGCGGGAGUUCCGGGCGGAGGUGGAGGCGCUGUCGGUGACGCGGCACGAGAACCUGGUCCCCCUCCAGGGCUUCUGCAUCCGCGGCCGGCUCCGGCUGCUGCUGUACCCGUACAUGGCGAACGGCAGCCUCCACGACUGGCUGCACGACCGGCGGCCGGAGCAGGAGGAGCUGGACUGGCGCGCGCGGCUUCGGAUCGCGCGGGGCGCGGGGCGCGGGGUGCUGCACAUCCACGAGGUGUGCACGCCGCAGAUCGUGCACCGGGACAUCAAGUCGAGCAACAUCCUGCUGGACGAGUCCGGCGAGGCGCGGGUGGCGGACUUCGGGCUGGCGCGGCUGAUCCUGCCGGACCGGACGCACGUGACGACGGAGCUGGUGGGCACGCUGGGGUACAUCCCGCCGGAGUACGGGCAGGGGUGGGUGGCGACGCUGCGGGGCGACGUGUACAGCUUCGGCGUGGUGCUGCUGGAGCUGCUCACCGGGAGGCGGCCCGUGGAGAUGAUGGCGGCGGCGGGGCAGCCGAGGGACCUCGUCGGGUGGGUGACGCAGAUGCGGUCGGCGGGGAGGCACGCGGAGGCGCUGGACCCGCGGCUGAGGCAGGGGAGCCGGCCGGGCGACGAGGCGCAGAUGCUGUACGUGCUCGACCUCGCCUGCCUCUGCGUCGACGCCAUCCCGCUCAGCCGGCCGGCCAUCCAGGAGGUGGUCAGCUGGCUCGACAACGUCGACACCAUCGGCACGUCCUGA